CCUUGAGGAAUGCAAAUGCCACGUCGUCAGCUUCUACAACUACCAAAAGCGCCGCAGCUGCUGCGCUCUCCUCUGCUGCAGGAGCGCUUAAAUCUUGUACAACCACAUCUGCAACUUCAGCAACGAAAACAGCUGCGUCUACAUCAAAAACCAAGAUGAAGGUUAAGCAAGCAAAUUCAAAAGAUACUUCCUCAGAACAGGCACCAUCCAGGAUUUUACCUCGGCCGCGCACCUCAGCUGCAAUUAGGUCGUCUGUUGCCUCAUCUGCGAGUACAACAUCUACUGGUAGAAAGGGAACUCCUUCUGCUGCUACAACCGGAGCUGCCACUGCUGCUAUAGCUAAGACAUUUUCAACGGGGCGCGGUCCGCCUCUUGUCGCGAAGUCGAGAGGCGCAAAGACCCCCUCAGGACCAAACUCACCUACAGAAGUUGUAGACGGGGUAUCUAACGCUAAGAACGCUAACAAGAAGAUAAAGGAAACAAAAACUAAAAAAGAAGCUGGCGGAGAGAAUGAGACUGAAUGGUCGGAUACAAACGGAGCAGAGGAUACGAAGCUGAUGGAGCCUCUACCAGUUCUGAGACAACGCGUACAUAUCAUACCACGUGAAAAUGAGAAGAAGUCACUUCCACCAGAACAAGCGUCUACUAGUAAUAGUAUGGCGAAAGAGCUCGUUCCCGCGCCCGCCGCAUCUAUCACUAAGAGCACGGAAGAUGAAGUCAUACCUCGCCAAUCUUCUGGUAGUUCGAGUCCUCGGGCUCGGAGGACUUUCGUCGGCUUUCUAGCUCCGAAACAGGACGAUUCUUCACAGCUCUAUACCGGAGCUAGUGACAGUGGACCCUCUCCUUCGCUGAUGCCACCAGCUAGGCACAUCCAAGCUGCCGAGGAUCAGUCUGGUGAAAGAAGAGGUCGUAAGCUUCCGCCGUCGCAGAAAGAUCUCCGAGGAGCGCUAAACAUAGACGAUCUACUUCCUGCUGAUGAGGGCGUGGACAUGUCACCACCAUCGUCAGGCGAAGAGAAACAUGCAGAAAAUCCGCCUAGAACGAACGCCGUUCCAACCUUUGGCCUUGGAAGAAACGCUCCAAAUACUAGAAGCAGUAGCAACUCUACCUCUUCGAGUACUUCUAACUCGAAAUCGAACUCGAAGACAUCAAAUGGAAGUACUAAACAACGGCAAUUUGUGAAGGCUGUUCCGCAAGAUCGGUUGUCGAUUCUAUCAUCUUUAGAACAACAUCAACAUCAAGAACAAGUAGCAUACGGUGUUGACAGGGCUAAAAAAGAUUCCUCUACUAGUAAGGCCAAGGACAACGCUUCAGCAGGGUCCCUCUCUGACUCUUCAACGUCACAAGUUGACCAACAGAUAGCUGAUGAACUAGAUGACUCUUUCGCUCCUCUCGACAACAGCCCUGACUCAGUCUUGUCUUCACCUGUAAAGCUUCCUAUGUCUGCUGCAGAUUUGAUCCACCAUGCUAGACCCUCUGGUGUCGCGCUUCCUUCGUCUACUGUGAUAUCCCGUCAAAGUGUUGCCGCGGAGCAUGGGUUACAUGUGCUAGAUCACGAUCAUGGUAUGCAGAAAGUGCAUCAAACAAGAGAAGUCCUGGAGGGUAGGCGACCAAGGACUGAUAGUGAUUUGCGGUCAAUGUUGACGGGUAGGGCUGGGGGUGGAGGUGGACGAGUUAUCAUAGAUAGAAAUGUUGGAGGAAAUCCAACGAAUCCUGUGCUCGUACCACGAUCAUCGACAAAUUUAGCAGACUUUGUGAAGUCAAACUAUGAUCCUCGAGGUGUCGGAAUUGGUAGAGGAGGAGAGGAACCUACGAGUCUUUGAACUAUCAUCCUCUUCUUCAGCCAGAGCCAGCAGGACUAGGAGGUACCGGAGGAGCAGAUCACCUGACAGCUACUUCCGCUGGUUCUUCUGUUCCUCACAUCGCACAAGAUGAGCACCAUCAUGCUCCUCUUCACAUCGAAGUUCCGCGCCACAUCGCGCGAUUUCCUAGGCUCUUUAAGCUAGAACCAGACGGCAGAAGCAACAACUCUGCCGAUCCGUUAUCUGGCGCAGCCUCUACGUCCGGCACACCAACGGCUUCUUCUGGUCUGAGUCGAGAAUUCAAAAGGCACGAACAAGGUCAAGCCGGCCAUUAAACUCAAGCAAGACCCGAGCAAGGACUGCUGAAUUUAGAAGCAGCUCUGUUGAAAGCUGAGUUCGGAAAAAGAAAAUAGAAUCUUAUCACAGUAGUUGUAAUUUGUUUUUGGACAGUGAACGAAUAGUAACCCGUGCACGUGCUGGUAUGCGACGUAUAGUGAGUACUAGAAGUAUCCGAUUGAGUAUAAGUACAUGUUGAAUACUUGACAAGCACGACGAAGAUGAUGAACAGUUCUUGCUGGACAGGAUUUACGAUCACUGAGUCUUCUUACCAACAUGACAUUCCAUCUUCAAUGUAACAAUUCCUGUACAGAAAUUGGAUUCACUGGAUGAUAUCUUUGCGUAUUGGUAUUCCAACUACUCAAGCAAUAAUAU
Amoebophrya sp. A25 is the source of this 2513-nucleotide messenger RNA. The record is from the annotation of a GenBank genome assembly. NCBI's taxonomy places the organism in Eukaryota, Dinophyceae, Syndiniales, Amoebophryaceae.